Messenger RNA from Armigeres subalbatus, 1744 nucleotides. RefSeq lists its product as uncharacterized. NCBI's taxonomy places the organism in Eukaryota, Metazoa, Arthropoda, Insecta, Diptera, Culicidae. The record is from RefSeq and is a predicted model, not a curated record.
AUGGCACCCCUGCCUCAACAUAAGCAGAUCACUCGCUCUCUGCUGAAGCAGAACACGCACUACCCAACCGAAAACCUCCUGGAUCGGGUAUCUUCCCGUCAUACAAAUCUGGAUGCUUGCGCAGCCAAGUUCCUGUUAUCCGCGGGGAUGUGGUACGGGUCUGCAAGGAUAGCCACAUGCGUGUUCGCUUCUGCUACCGACUGCCACAUCAACUGGAGGUUGAGCUGCGUCACUUGCACGGCUUCGUCGUAUAACCAGUCAACGGGCACGCAGGCCUACACGAUGGUGCUUUAUCGCACAUUUCCAAAGGAAGCAAAGUUUUUAUCCAAAUGGAUAAUUUUACUAAAAAUUGGAGCAAAAUUGAAGUGGUCGUCGGCAAAAGUAUGCCAGCUACAUUUCUCUUCGCUACAGUACGACAAUAUCGAGACACGACGAUUGAAGUGGAAGGCAGUUCCAGAUCGUAACCAUCCCAAACGCCCUUCUAAGCACUUCCACAUCUCCAACUUACCAGUGUGUCGCUAUCAGCUGGAAGACACGCUACAAAACGACAAUGCGAUCGCUGUUCCUGCAUUGGAGGCGCAACAUCAUCAUAAGAAUAACUCGUUGAUUGUUGAUAAUUCUGUUGUGGUCGGCGAUAGAAUUUAUUCAUCGAAGAGUUCGAAGGACCAGCAUAUGGUAGAAGGCAUAGGAAUGCAAAUUAAUUGUCAAGCAAUUGUGUACUUGACGUAUUUUGAUGACCUUGGUCGAGAAGAGGAAAUAGAGUUGGCAUCGAUUGAUGAAGAAUGGAUUGACACAAUGAUCGAAGAAUCGCCGGAAAUCAACGAGAAUCUAUUGCGCCUAAGAGGAAUUUUGGCAUUCGAUGUGAUUUACAAUUUGUGUAUUUUUCGCCAAACGGACUGGCCAUACUAUAGCAUCCCGCUAAAGGAACAAUUGCUAUUGACCCUAAUAAAAUACCGGCACAAUUGGGAAUACACAAUGAUUGCCAUAUUCUUCAAAAUAAGGGAAGGAACCGCGAAAGAUAUAUUCAUUUCCUGGACCAAGCUGCUACACAAUCGCCUAGAAUCUAGAUUUUGGAAUCUUGGGUCACGUAAGGAUGGAGAAUAUGUUGCAAUUUUGGACUGUACAGAAAUAGGAAUUGAAAAACCAACAGCACCAGAUCUCCAACAAGCAACUUUUUCCAAAUAUAAAAAUACAAAUACUUUCAAAGCACUUGUUGCGAUUGACGAACAAGGAGUCGUACUUUUUGUAAGCGAUAUCUAUGGUGGCUGUGUUUCGGAUAACCGAAUUGUUGAAACCUCUGGAAUACUAGAUCUACUGUCGGCAGGGGACUAUAUUCUGGCAGACAGAGGUUUUGAACAAACUGAUGCGCUCUCAGCAAAAGGAAUAAUUUUGAACAAGCCACCCCGAAAGCAAGGAUCUCAACUGACAGAGCAAGAUGUUGCUAAAACUCGUGUCAUUGCCUCACGUCGCAUAGAUGUUGAAAGAGUGAUUGGAUAUGCCAAAACAUAUAGAAUUCUUAAACAAAAAGUGAAAAAUUCCCUUUUUCCCGUCAUGGAUAUGAUAAUUAAAAUUCUAUUCAAGCUGACCAAUAUAAGACGUCCGAUUUGUAAAAUAAAUAAUGACAAAGAUAAAUCGUGUUUGGAAGAACAUUUGACAGUUUAAAAAAACAAUUUUUCGGUAAAAAUUACAUUACAUUACUUUUUGUGCGAAUAAACAAAUACAAUAUAAACAAGUACAAUAAAAA